AUGGAUUUUUUAUUGGUCCGUGAGUCUGCACGAGAUACGAUUAUUUCCCAACUUAUCGGCAAUGUUGUAGUUCAGAAAUUGUCGGAACCUGAGCAAAAUCAGGAGGCACUGUCUGAUGUGGAUAUUAAGACAUUGAAUGAACUUUUUAAGCAAUAUGAAGAUAUUUAUUUGAAUCGGUUUACACGUAAACUUACACUUAGUAGUCAUUUUUCCCUUUUGAAUAAACGUAAUGCCCUAGUGGAGGAUCCACAUUUGGGGCAAUCUAAUAUAAGAGUUUUACCAACCCUGGAUACUUCAAGUAAUACUGAAAUUAAGCAUUAUGUGGGCCGCACCGUUCAGACGGUGCGGUCCUGCAUGAAUAAACAUCGGUCCAACAUCUACAUACAGGAGAACAACAGGACGGAGGUCACAGAGUUCCUUCUCUUAGGAUUUCAGGUCAGUCGAGGGUUAAGACUUUUCCUGUUCUGUCUGUUCCUUGUGGUUUAUAAUCUGAUAAUAUAUGGGAAUCUCCUGAUCAUCACCCUGGUGUCCACGAGCAAGAACCUCCACACCCCAAUGUACUUCUUCAUCUCACAUCUGUCCAUCAGUGACAUCUUGUUAUCCACAGAUAUUGUCCCCAAUAUGCUCCACAUCCUACUGAAUAAUAGAGGGGCCAUGACUUUUAUUGGUUGUAUCACUCAAUAUUAUUUUUUCAGCUCCUCAGAAGUAUUUGAGUGUUUUCUCCUCGCUGUGAUGUCUUAUGACAGAUAUGUGGCCAUCUGCAAUCCUCGUCGUUACUCCUCUAUCAUGACAAGUGGACAUUGUGUUAUACUGACCGUCAUCUGUUGGCUGUUUGGAUUUUCUGUUACUUUGAUUUUAAUCAUAACAAUAGCAAAGCUAAACUUCUGUGGUCACAAUAUCAUUGACCAUUUAUUCUGUGAUCUUCUUGCUUUACUAAAACUUUCCUGUUCUGACACUUUUAUUGUUCAGUUUGAGAGUUACGUAAUAAGCGUUCCAACUGUCUUCAUCCCAACCACCAUCAUUGUUGUGUCUUAUACUUAUAUUGUCCUAGCAAUCCUAAGGAUCCCAUCCAAUACUGGUAGACAGAAAGCCUUCUCCACCUGUAGCUCCCACCUCAUUGUGGUCUCCAUAUUCUAUGGGACGUUGUUCGGUGUUUAUAUUGUCCCAACAAAAGGACAAACAGUGACUAUGAGUAAGAUCCUCUCCCUGCUAUAUACUGUGUUUACUCCUUUGGUCAACCCCAUUAUAUACAGUCUGAGGAAUAAAGACAUUAGAAAAGCUGUACAGGAAACACUUCAUAAGCAUCUGAUCUGGAAAUCAUCUAUAAUAUAA
Hyla sarda is the source of this 1332-nucleotide messenger RNA. RefSeq names its product olfactory receptor 1500-like. Gene Ontology annotation, molecular function: olfactory receptor activity; G protein-coupled receptor activity. NCBI's taxonomy places the organism in Eukaryota, Metazoa, Chordata, Amphibia, Anura, Hylidae. Gene Ontology annotation, cellular component: membrane. The record is from RefSeq and is a predicted model, not a curated record. Gene Ontology annotation, biological process: G protein-coupled receptor signaling pathway.